This is a messenger RNA of Cooperia oncophora, 378 nucleotides long. The record is from the annotation of a GenBank genome assembly. NCBI's taxonomy places the organism in Eukaryota, Metazoa, Nematoda, Chromadorea, Rhabditida, Trichostrongylidae.
AUGAGGGGAAAAAGCACUACCUGCCUUUUUUCAGAUACACUUCCUUGUGACACGUCUACUGCGAGGAGGAAAUGUCGGGUAGAUCAGAGUGACGCUCCAGGAACCUGCAGUGUGGAUGACAGCAUAACGGAGUACUGUGCCUACAAAUGCAACUGUACAUAUCCAGUGGAUGGAGUGCCAAACCAAUGUGGAACAUCUCCUUCACAACUUCAAUACGCCACAUGGUGGGAAACCGUCGCAGACAAUGUCACUGUCACCGUUAUACAAAAUAUGGAAAAACUUGUGGUAGAUUACUUAGCAAUCAUCCGUGAUAAAGAUACAGAUGAUUCAUACAGUAUGCUCCAAGACGAGCAAAAAUGCGAGGAGAUUCAAAUAUGA